GCUUAGCCAAAAUACUUACCCAAAAGACAAGCAAUUCUUAAGGGGGAAUAUGAGGGUACAUACUUGUUACUUUUGUUCCGGUCCAGUUUAUCCUGGACAUGGAAUUAUGUUUGUUCGAAAUGAUUCAAAAGUCUUUCGUUUCUGCCGUAGCAAGUGUCACAAAAACUUUAAAAUGAAACGCAAUCCUCGUAAGGUUACUUGGACCAAGGCUUACCGUAAAGCACAUGGCAAAGAAAUGGUCUAUGAUAAGGCAUUGGCUGUCUCCGCUGCUCGUAGAAACAUUCCUGUACGCUACGACCGGAAUGUUGUGGCUACCACUUUGAACGCGAUGAAACGUUCUGCACAAAUCCACGCCAAGAGAGAACGCAUGUUCUACAAGAAGAGAAUGGCCGGCAAGAAAUCUCAGCAAUUGGCGGAAGCUCAAAAACUGGUUGGCCAGAAUGUUCCCCAAUUUGCCGAGCGCGAGACCAUGGAAGAGAAGCCAAGCGAGCCUCAAGAAGCUCAAGUUGUUUCCGACGAGGAAUAUGCUAUGGACGAGGAACCUGCCGAAGCUGUCAAGAUUCCCGUUGCGGCUACCAAAAAACGCAAAAACAAAAAGUCACGCGGCGAGGGCAAGAUGGACAUGGACUGAAGCGCCCUGUCAAAUUUGUAAACUUUAUGCAUCGGCUAUAUUUCUUUUCUGUUGGAAAAGUUGUCUCUCUACAUCUUUACUAAAACGAUGUCAAUCGUUUUAUCUUCCUUCAUUUUUUUGUAUCCCUUUUGAUACUUAAUCAUAGAAUAUAUAUGCAACGGCCUGUUUGCUGGUUCGUUUCUUUGUAUCCUUUUGGGUCUAGGACUUUUUGAGAAAAAAAAAACUAUUAUGGUUAGUUUAAUGGAUCUGGUUUUAAUCUUAUAAUAAUGGCUUCUGCUAGCAUGAA
This is a messenger RNA of Schizosaccharomyces cryophilus OY26, 917 nucleotides long. Its product is annotated as 60S ribosomal protein. Gene Ontology annotation, cellular component: nucleolus. The transcript has 3 exons. The record is from RefSeq and is a predicted model, not a curated record. The coding region runs from base 50 to 631 and encodes 193 amino acids. NCBI's taxonomy places the organism in Eukaryota, Fungi, Ascomycota, Schizosaccharomycetes, Schizosaccharomycetales, Schizosaccharomycetaceae. Gene Ontology annotation, biological process: ribosomal large subunit biogenesis.